Messenger RNA from Aspergillus melleus, 1272 nucleotides. RefSeq lists its product as uncharacterized. The coding region runs from base 1 to 1272 and encodes 423 amino acids. NCBI's taxonomy places the organism in Eukaryota, Fungi, Ascomycota, Eurotiomycetes, Eurotiales, Aspergillaceae. The transcript has 4 exons. The record is from RefSeq and is a predicted model, not a curated record.
AUGGGUCGUACCGUCGACCAGGAAGUUCACGCGGCGUUCGUCGAGUUCCGCGCCAAGGAAGAUGAUAAGUGUCUCUCCGUUCAGUGCAUCUACUGUCAGCAGAUCCGCGCAAAGAACACCUCGCGUCAGAAGCAGCACCUACUCGAGUGUCCCGGACUUCGCGGCCAUACCAACCCUCCGGCUCCUCAGACUCAGACCACCCCGUCCGCUCCGAACGGUAUCGCCGCCAACGGCUACCCUCCCACCCCCAAUGGCACCGCAGCUGCCGCUCCGGGCACCGGCCCCAGUGCCGCGACUACCAUGCAGACUCCCAACGGACCCAUGAUGUCGAACGGCGUGGCUCCCCACGCGACGCCCAUGCAGACGCCGCUACAGAACAUGCCCGGUCGCGCCUCGUUGCCCACCUCCGGUCCCACGGCAGGCGCCGCCUCGUCCGCGUCCGCCUCGCAACAGGCCUCGCGCGCCACGCCCAAAUCCAAGCCCAAGACCUCCACCUCCAGUCUGCCCGCUCCCCCAUUGGACGAUGUCCACGCGGCGUUCGUUGAGUUCCGUGCAAAGGAGGAAGAUAAGGUAAGAACGGCCGGCACCCUCGACACCCCCGAGGACGGUAUUUUGACAGAGGAACAGUGCCUGUCGGUGCAAUGCAUCUACUGCCAACAGGUCCGCGCGAAGAACACCAGCCGACAGCGUCAGCACCUUCUCGAGUGUCCCACCUACCUCAGCGUCAUGAAAGACUCCAUCCCCGCGAACAAUCUCCUUCACACCUUCCCCGAGGGCGAUGUGGCCCGCUCCCUGCAGAUCCCCGCUCCCACCCUCGAAUUGGACUUCCGCAUGAGCAUCAAGAUGAACCCCCGCGUUUCAGUCGGACAAAGUAUUUGGGGUCAGAGGGAUUGGGUGACGUUCAUUGGCGGUCAAUGGGCCGGCAGAUGGGGCAAGGGCGUUAUCCUGCCGGGAGGACAGGACUCUCAGAUCGUGACCAAGGAGUCCACUACCAGUCUUCGGGCCAGCUACAUGCUUCAAACUUCCGACGAACCGCCGGCGUAUAUCAUUGUAAAAACCAACGGGUGGUUAACGGGUGCGAAAGACGUUCUGGACAAGGUUAAUGACCCCAACGCGGCAGACGCUAUUAAUCCUAAUACCUAUAAGUACCGGGUAAAUCUCUCUAUGGAAACAGGUGAUGAACGUUAUGCAUUCUUGAACACCUUAAUGUGGAUUGGCAGUGGCUGCCGCAGAGGCCAUGAAGUCAUCUUCGAUGCUUUCCGCGUCAAUUGA